AUGAGCGGAGGAGAAGCACAGAAUAAGAAAAAGAAGAUCGCCAUCAUCGGCGUCUCCGCUCUGAUUCUGGUGGCUAUGGUAGUUGCUGUAACUGUUGGGGUCACCGUGUCACGGCACAAAGGCAAAUCCGGCGGCGAGCAAACAUCCACGUCGACAAAGGCGAUCCAGUCGAUCUGCCAGCCCACGGACUACAAAAAAACCUGCGAGGACAACCUGUCCAAGGUGGCCAGCAACGUCACCGACCCAAAAGAGCUGGUCAAGGCAGGGUUCCAGGUCGCCAUCGACCAGCUCCGCGAGGUCAUCAAGAACUCCACGACCUUGAAGGAGCUUGCCAAGGACCCCAGCGCAAAUCAGGCCUUGCAGAACUGCAAGGAGCUCUUGGAGUAUGCCAUCGACGAUUUGGGUGACUCGUUCGAUAAGCUAGGUCCCUUUGACUUCACCAAGAUCGACGCCUACGUGGGGGAUCUCAAGAUCUGGCUCAGCGCUGCCAUGACGUACGAGCAGACUUGCCUGGAUGGGUUUGAGAACACCACCGGUGACGCUGGUGAGAAGAUGAGGCAGUUUUUGAAGACAUCUCAGGAGCUCACCAGCAACGGCCUUGCCAUGGUAAGCGAAGUGUCCACGUUGUUCAAGACUCUGAACAUCAAGACCGGGCGCCGCCUCCUCCAAGCCGCUGCCACGGCCACUGAUGAGAAGAGGUUCCAGAGGGCUAAGAUCAUCCCUGCUUGGAUAGACAACCGAAGGCUCGACCUCGCCACCGCCACUCCUCUGACGCUGAAACCCGAUGUGGUGGUGUCCAAGAAGGGAGAUGGCAAAUACAAGACUAUUAACGAAGCCUUGAAGGACAUCCCAAAGAACAACGAGGUGAAGGUCUUCGUGAUUUAUGUCAAGGAGGGAGUGUACGACGAGCAUGUCUUUUUCAAUAAGCACAUGACCAAUGUCAUGCUUAUCGGAGAUGGCCCUACCAAGACCGUUAUCACCGGUAGGAAGAACUACGCCGAGGGUACACAAACUUACCAGACUGCCACAGUUGCUGUUGUUGGAGACUACUUCAUUGCCAAGGACAUCGGAUUCGAGAACACCGCCGGAGCCAUCGGACACCAAGCCGUGGCUCUGCGUGUGCAGUCAGACUUGUCCAUUUUCUACAACUGCAACAUGGACGGGUACCAAGACACCCUCUACACCCAAACCCACAGGCAAUUCUACCGCGACUGCACCAUCAGUGGAACCAUCGACUUCAUCUUUGGGGACGCAGCCGCCGUCUUCCAAAACUGCAAGAUGAUCGUCAGGAAGCCAUUGGAGAACCAGGCCUGCAUGGUGACAGCCCACGGUAGACUCGAUAGGCGCUCACCCACAGCUCUCAUCCUCCAAAACUGCACCAUCUCCGGCGAAAGUGGCUACGACAAGGAACUCAACAAGGCCUACUUGGGCAGGCCAUGGAAAAGUUACGCUAGGGCCAUCGUCAUGCAAUCCCAGAUCGAUGACGUCAUCGCUCCCGAAGGGUGGAUGGAUUGGACCGGUGCCUCAAAUCACAACACAUGCUGGUUCGGUGAGUUCGGAAACAGGGGAGUUGGUGCAGAGCUGAGCAAGAGGGUUACAUGGCGCGGGAUGAAGAAGCUUACACCUGAGCACGCCGCCGAUUUCACCGCUGGCAAGUUCAUCUUCGGUGACAGAUGGAUUCUGCCCAGCGGUGUGCCUUACGUUGCUGGCAUGAUGACCGGAGUGUAG
Prunus armeniaca (apricot) is the source of this 1728-nucleotide messenger RNA. The record is from the annotation of a GenBank genome assembly. NCBI's taxonomy places the organism in Eukaryota, Viridiplantae, Streptophyta, Magnoliopsida, Rosales, Rosaceae.